Molecule: messenger RNA, 1110 nt
Organism: Knipowitschia caucasica
Lineage: Eukaryota; Metazoa; Chordata; Actinopteri; Gobiiformes; Gobiidae
Source: the annotation of a GenBank genome assembly
AUGCCUCCACACAAAUAUGUUAUUAAGUGUGGGAACUUUGCAGUGCUGGUGGAUCUCCACGUCCUGCCCCAGGGCGACCGGCCGGCGGACCCCAGCUGGUUUACGAUGGACCAGGUCGAGGAAGUUACGGCUUUGGUCCGUGAUGCUGUGGACCAGAGAGUGAAGCAGUACACAGAGUCCCUCCACAACAGGAGACUUCCCAAGCACAAGAAAGUGCUGACGCCAGCAACUGCCUUUUCUGUGAAAGGAGAUGGCUUUUACUUGGCUGCCAGCUUCCUAAAGCGCCACUCCAGCCUCAGAUGCAUCGCUAAGCAGCUUUAUGGAGAUCUGCGCGUGUUUCCGGAGCGGUUUGUUGUGUGUGCGAGCUGUCCGGAGGAUGCCUCUGCGCUCCUGGGAAACCUGAGCCGGACCGCGAAAGAGCUGAGUGAACAAAGUCGAUCUGAAUAUUUUUCCAAAGCGGCCGAAACCCAAGAGCCUCCUCACAUCCCCACAAAAACAAAGAAAACUGGGCUUCAAAAGAUAGCCAAACAGGCCAGUGUCCAGAAAGAGCAGAAAGAACAGAAAGACUCCCACACCAUUAGACCGAGCGGACUGGAGGAAGCCCACUCAAAGCGCUCCUCAGACCCGAUGCUUCAGAUUGGGGAUAAUCUGGACUCUGGCCCAAAUCGUGAACAGAAUAAUUCUGACAAACACGCUGCAUCCUGCCAAGAAGAAACCGGUCUAGAAACUAGCGAGCCCUCAAGGGACGAAGGGGAAGACCCAAUCCCGCUUCGGGCCAAGAGGGCAUGUCUCGAAAGCUCCUCUCAAACGUCCAGGCGAGACUUUAAAGUGGAGGGCGAAUCCAAGGCUCUCCUGGUGUCGGAGCGAAUCGAAACCGCAGUGGAAGUGGAGCUGCUUACUCCGGGGAAACGGGCCCCGCGGCAGCCCCUCACAAGCAGCAAUAACACGGCACAGACAAACCCAAACAGGCCGGCCGCAAGUCUGAAGGGCCUAUCUGACAAGCAUGCAUCCUCCAGCUCCUCUAUUGCUUCCAGACCCGAGCAGGCAGAAGAGGAGGGGAGCGAGAAUGUGCCCCGAGCAUCGCGACUGCGGCGGACGAAGAGGUCAUGA